CAGGCCAGCAUUAAGCAUCAGACUCUAAGAAUCAAAGUGUCUAUAUUUUAUCCUUUGAACAGAAGGUGAGGAAAACCAGGGGAGGAUGUGUGCAGCUGGAUGGACGCUAAUGCUUCUGCUGAUUCACCUCAUUGGUUCAGCUACCUCGUCUCCUUUCAUUACUCCUGAUUCACUUCUUCCACACCUCCUUUUCCCAUCUGUCCGCUUGCCGCCUCCCACUUCCGCAGUCAGCUUUGCUGAGUCGAGGGCCCAAGUUGACUGCAAUCUGAUGAUUUCACCUUCAGCUCUUGUCGUCAGGUUUGGAGAUCCUGCAGAAGCAACCUGCUCCAACCCAAGCAAAGACCACUUUUUACUGGGCUGGUUAUCUAAUCCGGGAUUAACAGAGCCCACUACUGAUAGUUUUUUGGUGUGGAGUGUGGAGAGUGUGACUCAGUGGAGCAUCGACCUUGUAUGUUAUGCAGCCUCUGACCUGAGAGGGCCGUGCAACAUUUCUCUUCCUUCCAUAGUCUACAACCCACCAAAAAGAGUCUCCAUCCAGUUUCUGAAUCACACCGGCCCUAUGGUGGAGCAGCAUCAGUACACUCUGCAGUGCACAGUUCAGGAUGUUGCACCAGUGGCAAAGCUCAUGGUGACCUUCUACAGGGGACAUACCCCACUGGGUCAGCUCCAGUCUGACAGCAAAGUAGAGAAGAAGCCAGUAAAUGAAAGCUUCACUCUGAACAUCAUUCCCUCCAGAGGAGACAAUGGAAGUCAGUACUGGUGUGAGGCCAAGUUAGAUCUGCGACCUGCAGGACCCCAGCAACCUCCAGUGGAGACAUCUCAAAACCUCACUGCAGUGGUCAUCUGGAAUCAAGAACCUACUUAUCAAAUAGAGCGACCAAUGAAAGAUCAUGAGGCAAAAACAAACCAUCAACCAUUAGAAGGAAGUGGAACUACAAACAGCUACAGAGGAGGUUUCUUACUGAUUGUCCCUCUUGUUUACUGGAUAAAUGGACUCUGAAAGCUGAAGGAACACAGUCUGAUUCAUGACUGUUUGGUUUGGACUGAUCCCGAUUUGGGAAAUACAUUCCAGAAGAUCCAUCAUCUUUGUUUUCCAUGUCCAACUAUUGGAAUGGAAGCCCACCUGGUCAUAAAAUUAGAAUAUCAUGAAAAAGUUGUUUUUUUUUUAGUAAUCCCACUCAAUAGUUUAAACUUGUAUAUCAUAUUUAUUCAUUAUAACCAUACUGCGCUAAUACUGAUAUAUUUCAAGUGUUUCUUUUAAUUUGGUGAUUAUAACUGACAGCUAAGGAAAGCUGCAAAUUAAGUCUAAGAAAAUUAGACAAAAAAAAAGAUUUCUUGAAAUGUUGACCAACUAAAUAUGUAGGAGUAUUAACAUGUACGGCACUCAACACUUAGUAGAGGCUCCUUUUGCUUUUAUUCCUGCAGUAAUGCGAUGUGGCAUGGGGUUGAUUAGUCUGUGGUACUGCUUAGACAUUAUGAUGAUGCCCUGGUUGCUCUGAUAGUGACCUUCAGCUAUUCUGCAUUGUUAGGUCUGGUGUAUCACAUCUUCCUCUUCACAAUACCAUGCAGAUCAGGGGCCUCCAAAAAUAGGCCUUAAGAUCUACCGUCCAGCAGGCUUUAGAUAAAUCCCUGCUCAAUCUCUGCUAAAUGACUGGCUUGUUAAUAGGCCUCUGCCAAAGUUGAUGGCAUGCUGAAGUGGUAAUUCAGUCAUUUAAUUUGAUUGAUUGGAGCAGAGAUGCAUCUUAAAUCUGCAGGACGGUAGAUCUUAUUGGAGAUCCCUGCUAUUGAUUGUCUAUGGGGUAAGGUCAGGUUAGUUUGCUAACCAAUUAAAAACAGGGAUACCAUGGUCCAUGGUAAUGUUGUGUGAUGGUGCCAAGUCCUGUUGGAAAAUGAAAUCUGCAUGUCCAUAAAGUUGGUCAGCAGCAAGGGGCAUGGAGUGCUCUAAAACCUCCAAGGAAGACCGCUGCAUUGAUAUUAGAGCUCAGAAAAAACAGUGGACCAACACCAGAGGUCCGUACAACAACAUGAGCUCAUUCUUUCAGGUUACUCCAAGCCUAUCCAGUUUAAGGUAUCCACAAAAAUGGUAAUCAGGCCAAGCAGUACCCCAAACCUGGUUAUCAACUCACUAACUACAGUAGACCCAACUAAUCAUGAAUCUGUGAACACACCCCUAUAAAGGGGCGGAGCACAGAAUGGAGAACGCCGUAUGUGUCCUCUGAGGAACAAAAACUAAUCUUGCAGAAAUACAAAGAGGAAAAAACAAGUCUCACGGUGAUUGGUUAAAAAAAGACACCAAGGGUUCGUUUCAUGAAGCAGGUUUACCGAAAACUCUAAGUCUUCUAAACCUGAAAACCGGGAAAC
Molecule: messenger RNA, 2361 nt
Organism: Cyprinodon variegatus (sheepshead minnow)
Lineage: Eukaryota; Metazoa; Chordata; Actinopteri; Cyprinodontiformes; Cyprinodontidae
Product: intercellular adhesion molecule 1-like
Exons: 7
Coding region: 86-1000 (304 amino acids)
Biological process (GO): cell adhesion
Molecular function (GO): integrin binding
Source: RefSeq, a predicted model, not a curated record